Cladocopium goreaui is the source of this 1149-nucleotide messenger RNA. NCBI's taxonomy places the organism in Eukaryota, Dinophyceae, Suessiales, Symbiodiniaceae. The record is from the annotation of a GenBank genome assembly.
AUGAAUCGCAACGACCUGAAGUCCUCCAUCUUCAAUGCGCUGGACCAGGACGGAGAUCGGCGCUUGGGGAGUUCCGAGAUGCGGCGCUUUGCGGAGCUGUCAGGCUUCGAGGGUGAUGAUGCUGAUUGGCAGGAGGAGUACCAGAUGCUUUGUGAUCCACAGGGCUGCGAUUUCAAUGCCUUCGGCCAGCUGCUGGACGAUGACUCCGAGGAUGGUCUGUCCGUUUCUGACGCAGAGCUCGUCGAUAUGAUGGAGGAGCUCAUCAAACAAGGUGCCUCACUUUCCACAGCUUCAGCCGGUCGUCGCACCUUGGGAGCUGCCACGGAAGUGAGCUUGGAAUAUUUCCAACGAGAAAGGGAAGCUGGACUUUAUGAUGGCGAGUGGAAAGCCUGGAGUGCCCAGGAAGGUGCCACUGCGCGCAGUCCACGAAUUGGACGCGUAGAUACUUUGGAUGGCUGCCCCAGCAGCUCCACUGUUCAAGAGGCCAUAAUGUUCGUGAACGAGCAAGUGCAAAAUGGCAUCUUUGGUGACCAGUCAGGUCAAGCAGGAAAUCGCCUUAGCGAAUUGCUUGCAAUACAAGGUGCAACUGGCAAGGCCGGGUGGUUCGAGUUCCGCAUUGAUGAGAACGUGUUGGAUGAGGAGCAGUUGGCUGAGAUGGUUCUGGCACCAGAGGGCUGGCAGGUGGAUAAGUCCACCAUACCCACUGGCUACAUGAUGCACAUCAUGUCUGUCGGCAAUGGCGUGAAAGCGACCCUUUGUGGCCGUGAAGGCUUGCACAUUGUCAACUCGCUGCAUCGGGACUUUUCAAAGUGCAAGCGGCUGUGCGACACCGGCCUCUGUGGAGUGGUGGGUCGCAAGCGUGUGGUGCUCUUGGCGCCGGAUGUUUUCCCCAGUGGCAAGGUCUUGAGGAGUCCAGAUAUGGAGUGCCCGCAUUUGAAACCAUUGGCCAAUCUACCGGAGGAGGAAGCUUGGCAGAGACUGGAAGCUUUAGCAAAGACUCCUGGAAAGGGUGGCGUCCUGGAUCUUGAGCCUGGAAUGUUCGUCUUUGUCCCGCACGGCUGGUGGCAUGCGGUUCGGCCUAUCGAUGAUUUCACGUUCAUCACGGGACCUUCCCAGCUUUCGAAUCUAGGGGUCUCAGCAGUCAGCUGA